This is a messenger RNA of Sesamum indicum (sesame), 709 nucleotides long. Its product is annotated as early nodulin-like protein 14. The record is from RefSeq and is a predicted model, not a curated record. Gene Ontology annotation, molecular function: electron transfer activity. Gene Ontology annotation, cellular component: plasma membrane. NCBI's taxonomy places the organism in Eukaryota, Viridiplantae, Streptophyta, Magnoliopsida, Lamiales, Pedaliaceae.
CCAGAAACCCUACUCUCUCAAAAGACCAUUUUCCAUCUGAAAACGCGUUGUUCUCUUCAUUUCUGCAUCAGGAAAUGGCUACUCUGAAAGCCCUUAUUCCCUGUUUGGCUCUCCUGCUUUUUGUGUCCAUGAUCAGCUUUUCUGAAGCGAGAGAGUUUGAGGUUGGUGGCAAGAAGCCUUCCUGGGAACUCCCAUCUUCACCUGAUGCGUUCAACAAAUGGGCUCAGAGAAACCGAUUCCAAAUCGGUGACACUGUUGUUCUGACAUACGACGCGAAAAGUGAUUCCGUGCUGGAAGUGACUGAGAAGAACUACCAAACCUGCAAUGUAUCCAAUCCCAUCAGAUCCUACACCGACGGGAACACCAAAAUCACACUAGACAGAUCAGGCCCAUUUUUCUUCGUCAGUGGCGCUGAAGACCACUGCCAGAAAGGCCAAAAGCUGGAAAUCCUAGUUCUUUCGGCCAAACACCGCUCGCUGGGCCAUUCUCCGGCGCCUUCUCCUUCCGAGACCCAUCACCACCACCACCACCACCACGCCCCGGCACCAGCACCUUCCAACGCUGGUUCUGGGCUGAGGGUUGGACUUAUGAGCGGCGCUGCGGUGGUUGCUGUUUUGGCUUUGGUUUAGAAAGAUCGAUUGUAGCAAAAAGAUUUGCAUGAGUUUGUGUUUAUUGGUACUGGAAAUUGCUUUCUCAAUUCUUGACUAAA